AUGCCUUCAAGAUCUUCAUACCCUCUGCUGGACCGACCAGAGUCCGCCACGCUUGGUGGUACCGCAUACGUCCAGAGGCCAAUGUCGAUGGUCUCGAUGGACGGCUCCCUCCUUCGCGACCACUUCAAAGAUCCCAUCUUCCGGAACCCAUCCGACUACGACCCCGGCGACGAUGGUGAUGAAGAAGCCGAUUUGCUCCCCAAGCCAGAGUCGUCGUCCUCUUUUUCGAAAGUCGUUGCCCACCACCAUCCAACAUCAGCAAGGAGCGGGUCUGCGAUAACGAACAAGACGAACAAGCAGCUCCGAUUCGCAAUGUCAGCCAUGCGCUUUCUUCAGCUGGCAUUCCAUGUCAUAAUCGUUGGGAUCGCCGGCCGCGUGCUCACCACGGACGCUUGGAUCUGGAACCAAUUCAAUACACACUAUGUCAUGGUUCUUACCUUUGCGCUCGCUGGCCUCUGCGUUUCUGUUAUCAAUCAGGCGGUGUUCGCAUUCAUGGUAUUCUGGCUUGUUGCUCUGCUUGACUUCGCAUGGUCAAUAAUAUACUUCGGCUUGGCGGUAUAUCUAGAGGUGCAUUGGGGCCGGAGAUGUGUUCGAUCGCGCAGUUGGCACUAG
Messenger RNA from Recurvomyces mirabilis, 612 nucleotides. RefSeq lists its product as uncharacterized. The transcript has 2 exons. Lineage: Eukaryota; Fungi; Ascomycota; Dothideomycetes; Mycosphaerellales; Teratosphaeriaceae. The coding region runs from base 1 to 612 and encodes 203 amino acids. The record is from RefSeq and is a predicted model, not a curated record.